Messenger RNA from Peromyscus leucopus (white-footed mouse), 7506 nucleotides. It is a transcript of the gene Bltp2, whose product is annotated as KIAA0100 ortholog. NCBI's taxonomy places the organism in Eukaryota, Metazoa, Chordata, Mammalia, Rodentia, Cricetidae. The record is from RefSeq and is a predicted model, not a curated record. The transcript has 39 exons. Bases 116 to 6820 code for a protein of 2234 amino acids.
UCCCGCGGCCUGCGUGUGCGUGCGCGGCCGAGGCCCGCCGCGGCGCUGUGCGGUUCCGGCGUCGGGGCCCGGCAUGGCGGGGGUCGGGGCCAGGCCGGGCCGGACCCGGACCUAAAUGCCUCUAUUUCUCUCCGCGCUGUUGGUCUUGCUGCUGGUUGCGCUUAGCGCACUCUUCCUAGGCCGGUGGCUUGUGGUCCGAUUGGCCACCAGGUGGUGUCAGCGGAAGUUGCAGGCAGAGCUAAAGAUCGGAUCCUUCCGAUUCUUUUGGAUCCAAAAUGUCAGUCUUAAGUUUCAGCAGCACCAGCAGACGGUGGAAAUUGACAACUUGUGGAUUUCCAGCAAACUCCUUAGCUAUGAUCUGCCACACUAUGUGGCCUUGUGCUUUGGAGAAGUACGCAUCAGAACGGACCUACAGAAGGUUUCUAGCCUGUCUGCCCCAUUCUCUCAGAACACAGAGGUGGAGCAGAAGGAGCUGUCCCUUAGCCCGUCCUUGUUGAAGAUCUUCUGCCAACUGUUCUCCAUUCAUGUAGAGGCCAUAAACAUCAUGGUCCUCAAGGUGGCUACCUCCGAGUCCUUGUGGCACAUCCAGGUCAGCAGAAGCAGAUUCCUUCUGGACAGUGAUGGGAAAAGUCUAAUCUGUCAGGUGAACCUAUCAAAGAUCAAUAGCAAAAUCUUGAAGAGUGGUCAGCUGGAGGAUACAUGCCUUGUAGAGCUCUCACUGGCCCUGGACCUGUGUCUACAGGUGGGCAUCAGCAGUUGGCAUCUGAGGGCUAUCACUGUAGAUGUGUGGACUCUCCAUGCUGAGCUCCAUGAAGGUCUCUUCCAUAGUCAACUACUGUGUCAGGCCCCAGGCCGGAUCUCCAAGUCUGUUUCUUGUUCAGAUUUGACAGAGAACUCUGCUGAACCAACUCUGCCUGGCCUAUACCUCCUCCAGCAGCUGCCAGACCAAGUCAAAGUGAAGAUGGAGAACACAAGUGUGGUGUUGUCUAUGAACAGUCAAAAGAGGCACCUGACUUGGACACUGAAGCUGCUGCAUUUCCUAUACCACCGUGAUGAGGAUCAGCUGCCCCUUCGAAGCUUCACAGCCAACUAUGAUAUGGCCCAGAUGAGCACUGAACUCCUACUAGAAGAUGGGCUGUUGCUCUCCCAGAGUCGCCAACGGAUUGUCUGCCUCAACUCCCUCAAGGCUAAUGUCCAGGUAACCACCAUUGAUCUCUCAGCUUCUCUCGUUUUGAACACUUGUAUCAUUCAUUACCGACACCAGGAAUUCUCUCACUGGCUGCUUAUGCUAGCAUUGGAGACCCAAGGAGCUAGUUCACCUGAUCUUAAACAAAGGAAAAGAAGAACCUUCCCUCAGAUCCUGGCUCCCAUUAUCUUCAGCACCUCCAUCUCCAAUGUCAGCGUUUCCAUUCAGCUUGGAGACACACCACCUUUUGCUUUGGGGUUCAAUUCCAUCUGCCUGGAUUACCAGCACCUUCGACCACAAAGUAUCCAUCAGCGGGCUGUCCUGACUGUGGAUCACCUCUGCUGGCGAGUGGGCAGUGAGUCCCACAUCCAGCGGGCACCACAUCCACCUAAUAUGCAUGUUUGGGGUGAAGCACUUGUCCUGGACUCCUUCACACUCCAGGGUAGCUAUAACCAGCCCCUGGGCUUGUCCAGCACCCAGUCCAACACUCUUUUUCUUGACUGUACCAUUCGAGGACUUCAGGUUGAAAUAUCAGACAUCUGUGCCCAGUGUCUGUCUCGAAUCCUCUCCUUAGUGAUUCCACCAUCUGAAAAGUCAGCUGUCUCUAGGAAACCUUCACUUGGGGAGUCUGUGACCUUACUGUGGAAGGUGGACUUGAAGGUGGAGGACAUGAACCUGUUCACUCUCUCUGCACUGGUUGGUGCUUCGGAGGUACGACUGGACACACUGACUGUCUUGGGCAGUGCUGAGACCUCCACUGUGGGGAUUCAAGGGCUUGUGCUUGCACUAGUAAAAUCAGUCACAGAGAAGAUGCAGCCCUGUUGCAAGGCACCUGACAUCCCCACGCCAGUGCUUGGCCUCUCCAUGCUCUCCCUCACCUAUCACAGCAGCAUCCGCUCUCUAGAGGUUCAGUGUGGUGCGGGGCUGACUUUACUCUGGAGCCCCCCGGAUCAUAUGUACCUGUACCAGCAUGUCUUGGCCACUCUGCAAUGCCGAGACUUGUUACGAGCUACUAUGUUUCCUGAGAUUGUUCAAUCCCAUGAACUAGAGACCCCACAGUCCACUUGUGAGCCAGAAGACCAGCUCCCUGAGCCAUCCCCACCUAGGCGGCUGCUAACCCUGACACUGGAGGUGAGCACAGCCAAACUGACGGCUUUUGUGGCUGAGGACAAAUUCAUUACCCUGGUUGCUGAGAGUGUGUCGCUGAACCGGCAUGGAGGGUCACUGCAGGCUUACUGCCCGGAGUUGGCUGCUGGCUUUGAUGGCAAUAGCAUCUUCAACUUCAAAGAGGUGGAGGUGCAGCUCCUACCUGAGCUAGAGGAGAUGAUUCUCCACAGGAACCCCUUCCCUGUACUGCAGACCCUCCGGAAUCGGGUGUGGCUCCUUUCUCUUGGAUCAGUCUCAGUGGAGUUCCCUUAUCAGUAUGACUUUUCUCGAACUUUGGAUGAGGCUGUGGGAGUUCAGAAAUGGCUGAAGGGGCUGCAUCGAGGGACUCAGGCUUGGGCCUCUCCAGGCCCCGCCCCACUCCCGCCUGACCUGCUCUUAAAGGUUCAGCACUUUUCUUGGGUUUUCCUGGAUGAUGUGUUUGAAGUGAAACUUCACGAUAACUACGAACUGAUGAAGGAUGAAAGUAAGGAGAGUGCCAAAAGACUGCAGUUGCUGGAUGCCAAAGUGGCCGCCCUGCGGAAGCAGCAUGGGGAGUUGUUGCCAGCUCGAAAGAUUGAGGAGCUCUAUGCCUCUUUGGAACGCAAAAACAUUGAAAUCUACAUCCAGCGCUCUCGUCGUCUCUAUGGCAACACACCCAUGCGCCGUGCUCUGCUCACUUGGAGCCUGGCAGGGCUAGAGCUGGUGGCUCUGGCAGAUGCAUCCUUCCAUGGGCCUGAGCAUGUGAUAGAACAGGUUCGAGAGCUUGACCCUGGCAGCCCUUUUCCUGCUGAAGGAAUGGAUCUUGUCAUUCAUUGGUGCCGUAUGCUCAAGUGCAGUGUCAAAACUUUCCUGGUUCGGAUCCGAGACUAUCCACGGUACCUGUUUGAGAUCCGUGACUGGCGGCUGAUGGGUCGGCUUGCGGGCACCGAGCAGAGUGGCCAGCCUUGCUCCCGUCGACGUCAGAUCCUGCAUCUGGGGCUUCCCUGGGGUAACGUGGCAGUAGAGAGGAACAUGCCCCCACUCAAGUUCUACCAUGACUUCCACUCGGAAAUCUUCCAGUACACAGUGGUGUGGGGCCCAUGCUGGGAUCCAGCCUGGACACUGAUUGGUCAAUGUGUGGACCUCUUAACUAAGCCCUCAGCUGACCCCAGUCCGCCUUUGCCCUGGUGGGAUAAGAGCCGUCUUCUGUUCCACGGGGACUGGCAUAUGGAUAUUGAACAAGCAAACCUGCAUCAGCUGGCCACUGAGGACCCAUAUAAUACAACUGAAAACAUGCACUGGGAAUGGAGCCAUCUUUCUUUCCAUUGGAAACCUGGUCAGUUUGUGUUCAAAGGGGACCUGGAUGUCAACGUAAGAACAGCCUCUAAGUAUGACGACUGCUGCUUCCUUCACCUGCCUGACCUCUGCAUGACACUGGACCUGCAGUGGCUGUGCCAUGGGAACCCUCAUGAUCAUCACAGUGUCACUCUGAGGGCCCCAGAGUUCCUGCCUGAGGUACCCUUGGGCCAGCUCCAUGACUCCUACCGGGCCUUCCGCUCCGAGAACCUCAAUCUCUCCAUCAAGAUGGAUUUGACUCGCCAUAGUGGGACAAUAGCCCAACCCCGAAUUCUGCUGUACAGUAGUACCCUGCGCUGGAUGCAGAAUUUCUGGGCAACUUGGACUAGCGUCACAAGGCCUAUCUGUAGAGGAAAACUCUUUAAUAACUUGAAGCCCAGCAAGAAGAAACUUGGCCAGCACUACAAACAGCUUUCCUAUACGGCGCUCUUUCCCUGGCUACAGGUCCAUUACUGGGCCUCCUUUGCCCAGCAGCGAGGCAUCCAGAUUGAGUGCAGUCAGGGCCAUGUCUUCACUCGGGGAACUCAGCGGCUUAUACCGCAAGCUGGCACAGUGAUGCGGCGCCUUAUUUCUGAGUGGAGUGUGACCCAGAUGGUGAGUGACUUAAGUCAGGUGACUGUCCACCUGAUGGCUUCACCUACUGAAGAGAAUGCUGACCACUGCCUUGACCCCAUGAUAACAAAGACCCACCUGUUGAGCCUGUCUUCCCUCACUUACCAGCGGCACAGCAACCGCACCACUGAAGAGGAGCUCUCUACUCGAGAUGGUGACCCUGCCUUUCAUACACAUCAGCUGUACUUGGUAGAUUUACGGAUCUCCUGGACAACCACCAACAGGGACAUUGCCUUUGGCUUAUACGAUGGUUACAAAAAGGCAGCUGUCCUCAAACGCAAUCUCUCUACGGAGGCCCUGAAAGGUUUGAAGAUUGAUCCCCAGAUGUCAGCCAAAAAGCCAAAGCGUGGCAUCCCACCUAACACCCCAGUGCCACCUCAUGUCAGCACUCCUAGCUUCGGUGGACGGCCUGAGAAGGGGUCAUCAGGAGGUGCUUACAUGUUGCAGAAGCUGAUUGAAGAGACAGAUAGGUUUGUAGUAUUCACAGAGGAGGAGUCCGGUAUGAGUGACCAAUUGUGUGGCAUCGCUGCCUGCCAGACGGAUGACAUAUACAACCGAAACUGCCUUAUUGAGCUGGUUAACUGCCAGAUGGUUCUUCGUGGAGCAGAGACAGAAGGCUGUGUUAUUGUGUCUGCUGCCAAAGCCCAGUUGCUGCAGUGCCAACACCAUCCAGCUUGGUAUGGUGACACACUGAAACAAAAGACUUCCUGGACUUGCCUUUUAGAUGGCAUGCAGUAUUUUGCCACCACUGAAAGCAGCCCUACUGAACAGGAUGGCCGGCAGCUCUGGCUAGAGGUGAAGAAUAUUGAGGAGCACCGGGAACGUAGUCUGGACUCUGUUCAGGAGCUGAUGGAAAGUGGGCAGGCAGUGGGAGGCAUGGUUACCACCACCACAGAUUGGAACCAGCCAGCUGAAGCUCAGCAAGCCCAGCAGGUCCAGCGGAUCAUUUCACGCUGUAAUUGCCGAAUGUACUAUAUUAGUUACAGUCAUGACAUCGACCCUGAGCUAGCAACUCAAAUUAAGCCACCUGAGGUUCAUGAGAACCAGGAAAAGGAGGAUCUCUUAAAGAAGCAGGAAGGGGCUGUGGAUACUUUCACUCUCAUCCACCACGAAUUGGAAAUUUCUACCAACCCAGCUCAGUAUGCUAUGAUUCUGGACAUCGUCAACAACCUGCUGCUCCAUGUAGAACCCAAACGUAAGGAGCAUAGUGAAAAGAAGCAGCGUGUCAGGUUCCAGCUGGAGAUCUCUAGCAAUCCUGAGGAGCAGCGCAGUAGCAUAUUGCAUCUGCAGGAGGCUGUGCGGCAGCAUGUGGCCCAGAUCCGGCACUUAGAGAAACAGAUGUAUUCUAUCAUGAAGUCUUUACAGGAUGACAGCAAGAAUGAGAACUUGCUUGACCUGAACCAAAAACUUCAGUUACAGCUGAACCAGGAAAAGGCCAACCUUCAGCUGGAAAGUGAAGAGCUCAACAUCCUCAUCAGAUGUUUUAAGGAUUUCCAACUGCAGCGGGCCAACAAAAUGGAGCUACGAAAGCAACAGGAAGAUGUGAGUGUGGUCCGUCGCACUGAGUUUUAUUUUGCUCAGGCGCGUUGGCGCCUGACGGAGGAAGACGGACAGCUGGGAAUCGCUGAGCUGGAGCUACAGAGGUUCCUCUACAGCAAGGUGAAUAAGUCUGAUGACACUGCAGAACAUCUCCUGGAGUUGGGCUGGUUCACUAUGAACAACCUUCUCCCCAAUGCUAUCUAUAAGGUGGUUCUGCGGCCCCAGAGUUCCUGCCAAUCGGGGAGACAGCUGGCCCUCCGCCUUUUUAGCAAAGUCCGGCCACCUGUUGGGGGUAUCUCUGUUAAGGAACACUUUGAGGUGAAUGUGGUGCCUCUCACCAUCCAGCUCUCCCACCAGUUCUUCCAUAGAAUGAUGGGCUUUUUCUUUCCGGGUCGAAAUGUGGAAGAUGAUGAAGUUGGUGAUGAAGAGGAUAAGUCCAAACUGGUGACAACUGGAAUACCAGUAGUGAAGCCUCGGCAGCUGAUAGCAACAGAUGACUCGGUCCCACUAGGCCCUGGGAAGGGUGUAGCACAGGGUUUGACCCGGAGUUCUGGGGUCAGAAGAUCAUUUCGCAAAUUACCUGAGCACCCAGUUGAUGACAUUGACAAGAUGAAAGAGCGAGCUGCCAUGAACAACUCCUUCAUAUACAUAAAAAUCCCACAAGUUCCACUCUGUGUCAGUUACAAGGGCGAGAAGAACAGUGUGGACUGGGGUGACCUUAACUUGGUGCUACCCUGUCUGGAGUACCACAACAACACGUGGACAUGGCUGGACUUUGCCAUGGCUGUCAAAAGGGACAGCCGGAAAGCUUUGGUUGCCCAGGUAAUCAAAGAAAAGCUAAGGUUGAAACCUGCAACAGGGUCUGAGGUCCGGGGGAAGCUAGAAACAAAGUCGGACUUGAACAUGCAACAGCAGGAAGAGGAGAAAGCGCGGCUCCUUAUCGGUUUAAGUAUGGGUGACAAGAACCCUGGCAAGAAGUCCAUCUUCGGCAGGCGCAAGUGACCUGGAGAGCCAAGGAACUGCAGUGUAGAAUCUGACUCCGGAUCAUGAUCCAGGGACUUGAGGGCGGGCAGAGCUUCCCUUCAUCCCACGGGAUUUAUGGGCUUUGGGGCUUAUAGGGAACGAAGACACUGUUCCGCAGCUGGCCUGUCCCUGCAGGGCAUGGUGGACAAAAGUGCUAAAUUCCCUCAUGCUUACUGGGCCCAGGGCCAGAAAGGCCAGAGAACCAGAAGGCCUGUGGAGUGUGUCCAAGCCUAGUGUCCUGCUCUUGGGGGCAACAGAAAGGGUGGGGAUAGUUUUGAUCAAGUAUGAUAAAUUUUUAUAAAUAGACAUAUAUAUAUAAUACAUAUAUAUAUAUAUUUCUAAGUGUAAUUGCUCUCCCUUUGUGCCAGUAAGCUGAGGGGAGGGGUCUGAUCCUCUGUGCCUCACUCCACUGCCUUGUUGUAUGAAAGGUGUUAGUGUUGGGGGGGCGGUUCAGCUUCCUAGUCUGUGUGCUCACUUGGGAGGAUGGCAUUAGGAGCCAGGGCUGGCCAUGGGUACCUUCCUUUCCUUUCCCCCUCGGGUGUGCCCUGGAGAAUGGAGGAAAAAAAAAGAUGAUUUAAAGAAAAAAUAUUUUAAAUUUGAUGCUGGCUUUUAUUCUUUUUUUUUUUUUUUUUUCACUUGUAUUGAGUAAAAAUGUUCAAGUUGUC